Molecule: messenger RNA, 2585 nt
Organism: Lotus japonicus
Lineage: Eukaryota; Viridiplantae; Streptophyta; Magnoliopsida; Fabales; Fabaceae
Product: probable methyltransferase PMT2
Exons: 7
Coding region: 301-2127 (608 amino acids)
Cellular component (GO): trans-Golgi network; cytoplasm; endosome
Molecular function (GO): methyltransferase activity
Source: RefSeq, a predicted model, not a curated record
UCAUCCCAUUCCCAUAGAUUUCCCAGCAUAACACACUCACUCAGAUUGAUAGCUUCUUUUUCUCAUUUUCCCACAUCCCUUAUUUUUUCCUUAUAUAUAUAUAUAUAUGAUUACUGAAGCUGUCAGGAGUUAUUGAAUUGAAGCGACUUUCUAAAUCCUUCAGUGCUGCCUGCAUACAUACAUGACCGCCAUUGUUUGGUUGCUCAGAAAAUAAUAAGGUUGUCAGGUUUCUUUCGAAUCCCAGAUCUCAAAUUUCGAUCCUGCAAAUCUCUGUCGUUUUGAUUUCGAUUCAUGUUCUAGAUGGCAAAACCAAGUUCAGCAGAUGGUAGGACUAGAAGCUCAUUGCAGAUCUUUAUAGUAGUUGGUCUGUGCUGCUUUUUCUAUAUAUUAGGUGCAUGGCAAAGAAGUGGUUUUGGGAAGGGAGAUAGCAUAGCAUUGGAGAUAACGAAAAAUAAUGCCGAAUGCGAUGUAGUUCCGAAUUUAAGUUUCGACUCUCAUCAUGGUGGACAAGUUAGCCAAAUUGAUGAAGGUGGUUCGAAUCCUAAGGUAUUUAAACCGUGUGCCGCUCGUUAUAAUGAUUACACUCCCUGCCAUGAGCAGCAACGCGCGAUGACGUUCCCGAGAGAAAACAUGAUCUAUCGAGAGAGGCAUUGCCCCCCGGAUGAAGAGAAGUUGCGCUGUAUGAUCCCGGCACCCAAGGGUUAUGUAACUCCAUUUCCAUGGCCCAAGAGCCGUGAUUACGUUCCGUAUGCUAAUGCGCCUUACAAGAGCCUUACAGUUGAAAAGGCUAUUCAGAAUUGGAUCCAAUACGAGGGAAAUGUAUUCAGAUUCCCUGGUGGUGGAACCCAAUUUCCUCAAGGUGCUGAUAAAUAUAUUGAUCAACUUGCGUCUGUGAUACCUAUAGCUGAUGGGACAGUGAGGAGUUUACUUGAUACUGGUUGUGGGGUUGCCAGUUUGGGUGCAUAUCUUUGGAGCAGAAAUGUUAUUGCCAUGUCUUUUGCACCAAAGGACUCUCAUGAAGCACAAGUACAAUUUGCUCUUGAAAGGGGUGUACCUGCUGUCAUUGGUGUUUUUGGAACCAUAAAGUUGCCUUAUCCAUCUAGAGCCUUUGACAUGGCUCAUUGUUCUCGUUGUUUGAUUCCCUGGGGAGCAAAUGAUGGAAUGUAUAUGAUGGAAGUUGAUCGAGUUCUAAGGCCUGGCGGUUAUUGGGUGCUUUCGGGUCCUCCAAUCAAUUGGAAGGCUAACUACAAAUCCUGGCAGAGGCCAAAGGAGGAACUCCAGGAAGAACAAAGAAAGAUUGAAGAGAUUGCAACACAACUUUGCUGGGAGAAGAAGUCAGAGCAGUCUGAAAUUGCCAUUUGGCAGAAGACUACAGACUCUGAAUCAUGUCGUAGCAGACAAGAUGAUGCUAGUGUAGAAUUUUGCAAAUCCUCAGAUGCUGAUGAUGUCUGGUAUAAGAAAAUGGAGGCCUGCGUCACUCCCGUCCCUCAAGGUUCAAGUGGGGGUGUUAAACCAUUUCCAAGUAGGCUGAAUGCUAUCCCUCCUAGGGUUGCUAGUGGCCUUGUUCCUGGAGUUUCUUCUGAGACAUACCAGGAUGACAACACAAAGUGGAGAAAGCAUGUAAAUGCUUACAAGAAAAUUAAUAGACUGUUGGACACCGGAAGAUAUCGCAACAUUAUGGAUAUGAAUGCUGGUUUGGGUAGUUUUGCUGCAGCUAUUGAAUCUUCUAAGUUAUGGGUUAUGAAUGUUGUGCCUACUAUAGCUGAGAAAAAUACAUUGGGUGUCAUAUACGAGCGAGGUCUGAUUGGCAUCUAUCAUGAUUGGUGUGAAGGCUUUUCCACAUAUCCAAGGACAUAUGACCUCAUUCAUGCCCAUGGCCUCUUUAGCCUGUACAAAUCUAAAUGCAAUAUAGAAGACAUUCUUCUCGAGAUGGACCGGAUUUUGCGACCAGAAGGUGCUGUCAUAUUCCGCGAUGAAGUUGAUGUUUUAAUCAAGGUAAAGAAACUUGUUGGAGGAAUGAGAUGGGAUACCAAAUUGGUUGACCAUGAGGAUGGUCCUCUUGUUCCUGAGAAGGUACUAAUUGCUGUGAAGCAGUAUUGGGUCACUAAUUCCACGUCAACACAAUAGACACUGAAAACAAGUUGAAAUAGAGGCUUUGGCCUUAGGCUGCUAGUAACUUACUACUACUGUACUGUAUACAAUUCCCAGAGUUCACAUAGUUUUGUCAUGGACAUUUUGGCUUAAUUGGUCAUCACAGCUAUGGCACAGAGAGGGGACAAUUGCAGGAGCAGAUAAAAUGUUUCAUAUGUCGUUAAUUUAUUAAUGGAGAAAGUAACAGAGCUGGCUCGAGGUUUUCUGCUACGCAUUUUUUGGCGUAAGUUAAUUAUCUUAUAAUGUCACAAUGAAGAGCAAACACCCUCUUACUGGCUUUAUCUCAGGAGUUUCUUUUCGUUAUUUUAAUGUUUUGAUUUGAACCAAAUGAAAAAAAUAGUUCUAUUUUUCUGAAUUUUAAGUUGUAUCCUCUCCAUUGGUCCACUGUAUAAGUAUUCAACAAUAUUUUACCAAGAGUUUGCUAUUUACGUUGA